CUGAAUACAAAAACCUUCUCAAAAUCUCUUCUUCAUCAGCAACAAAAAAAACCCCAAAUUAAUCAUCAAAAACGCAACAAAAAAUCAAUGGAUUCAACGCCGAUCUCUCAGCCGUCGGAGCGCCGCACCAAAUCCGCCUCGCGGCUGUCGAAGCUCCGCCACUACAGCGGCGGGGGAGCCAUCCCUCAGCUCUCCCUCGAAAUCGUCCCUUCGUCGCCCAAAAUCUCGACUCCGUCGCCGUCGCCGGCAUCGACUAUCUCUCCCCCACCGCCUUACACUCUGCAGCUGCAGGAGCUUCUCGCGCUCUCCCCCUCGCCUCUCAAGAGAUCGAAAACCGCCGCCGCCGCGGGCGACGAUUCCCCCCUCGAGGUCAGGAAGAGGUGCAAGAGCAGGGCCUCCGCGUCCGGAUGCGGCGUCUCGCCGCGGAGCGGCCGGAGAUCGAGGCGGAGGCUGGAUCAAGACGAGAGGGAGAUCGCCGCAGGUGAUGAAGUAUUGGCCAAGCCGAGGAAGAAGAGGCAAUCUAGAAAGGAGAAAUUGAUUUCUUCCUCUUCUUCUCAAAUAGUCCCCUCAAACAAAGCAAUUGAUAGUGAGAGCUACAAUCUCGAUGAAAUCGGUGCGAUCAUAAACGAUUUGGUUAUGUGGAAAGAUGUCUCGAAAUCAAGCCUCUGGUUCGGCUUCGGCACGCUCUGUUUCUUGUCUUCUUGUUUCACAAAGGGCGUCAACUUUAGCAUUUUCUCAUUCCUAUCUCAAGUGGGGUUUCUGUUCUUGGGAAUUUCAUUCAUGUCCAACUCCGUGAGGCAAAGACUAUACAGGGAGGGGGCGGAGACGACGAAGCGCGACUUCAAGUUGAAAGAAGAUGAUAUUUUGAGAAUUGGGAGAUUAAUACUUCCAGCUGCAAAUCUUGUGAUCUCGAAAACCAGAGAGAUUUUUUCAGGAGAGCCAGCCAUGACCCUUAAAGUAGUUCCAUUCUUGCUUGUGGGAGCAGAGUAUGGCCAUCUUAUUACCCUAUGGAGAUUGUGUGCUCUUGGAUUUUUUGUUAGCUUCACCGCCCCGAAAUUAUGCUCCGCUUACUCUCUUCAAUUAUCCAAGAAAGUUGAAUAUGUGAAAAAUUGGGCAAUGGGUGUGUGGGGAAGCUGCACGCACAAGAAGAUCGUGGCGGCGUCGGCGGUGACGGCCUUCUGGAAUCUAACAUCCAUCAGAACUCGAGUAUUUGCUGUAUUCUUGUGUCUUGUGGUAUUCAGAUAUCGCAGACAGCAUGCAGCCGACGAGAAACGGGAUGCUGCGGCCAACGACGCAAAGGCAGCGGCCGAGGAGAAACAGGAAAAGCAGGAAGAGGAGAAGGCAAUAGUUGCAGUAGAAAUUGAAUCCAAGAAGUGACUUAACACACAAUUGAUCUUGUAGAAAGCUAAAUGUUGUCGAGAUCAGAAUCUAUGAUACUGCUGUUGUAACGACAUGUUUAUAUCGAAUAAUAAUACUAAUAUGUCUUAUGUUUUACUAUAAAA
Molecule: messenger RNA, 1502 nt
Organism: Salvia miltiorrhiza (redroot sage)
Lineage: Eukaryota; Viridiplantae; Streptophyta; Magnoliopsida; Lamiales; Lamiaceae
Product: reticulon-like protein B17
Exons: 8
Coding region: 88-1377 (429 amino acids)
Source: RefSeq, a predicted model, not a curated record